GAUAUAUUGAUUUCUGGGAAUUGUCGAGCUUUCCUGUCACCAAUAUGAACGUUGCUUUUCAAAUUGUCAUGUUUCUUACAGCCAUAGAGAGAGGAAGAUUCUACCGCGUUCGUUCAUUAAGAAUAUCAAUUUGCCAAUACAAUCGCCUAUUUCGACUUUGCGUUCAAUUUUCAGAUUAAAAAGGGAAUAAUGUUAUUUUUAAGUUUAUCGCUAUGGCAGCAUGAUAAACUUUGAAUGCUUUAUUUGAAAUGUUUAUUUAAAUACUGAGAAACACUGAUACAAAGUGAAAUUGAAAAAGAAAUGUCGCUUUUGUCAAGACAAGGAACGAUGGUCCGGAAGAACCGGAACUCGAUCAAGAGAUCUAUCCGGAAGAAGCCUCCCUCCAUAAAAAGAGAGUCGUCUGCUCCUUCUGUGAAGACCCAGCCGGUCAUAACAGGGAUACAGAAGGAGCACCCCCAGGCAUCCCCUGCCAGGAGUGUCGCCAGUACUGUCGUGUCAUUUGAUGAUGAAAGACGCCUUUGGAACACAUCUGUUGAUUGGCGGACAAGCAGGGGUCAAGGGUCAGACGCAGGUUAUAGUUCUAUUCUCCUGCAGCUAAAAGAAGCAAGUCAUGAUUCUAACAACACAUGCCAAUUUCUGUCACGUAGCAAAAAUAUCAUCUGUCACACAGUAUUCAUAACAGUCCUAGUGGGUGUUUCGUUGACGUUACCAGUUGCCAUGAUUUUCUUAGGUGUGAAGUACAUUAAUGACUGUCCUGUUAAGCGCAGUGUACCUAUCUACCUGCUGGUGGGCGGGUGCUGCGGAAUUCUAAGAAUCCUGGCUACAAUGUGGCGAAACAUGCAGUACAGGCGACAGCUCGACUCCUAUUACGACUCAUACGUACACGAGGGUUUAUACGUCUCUCAAACUUACAGAUUCAUGGACGUGACGCUAACCUUGUUUCUGAUUGGCUGGCUGGUUACCGGAAGUCACUGGGUAUUCGAAGUUUGGGAGCCGCCAUAUUCUCAACCGCUUCAUGAGCCCAGUAAUUGGUGCGAUAGAACUGUGUAUAGAUUUGCUGUGUAUCAAAUUAUAGGAUCCUAUUGUUUUCUGUUUAUAGUUCUAACAGCUAGUUGUGUUUUGACAAUUUACCAUAAAGCCUGUAGUUGAAAACAUUCAGUUUUCUUUUUUUUUAUUUUAUCUAUUUAGUAUAUUCAAAUUUGAUUUGUAUCUAUCAUUUGAUAUUUAUCUUGUUUAAAAAUUGUGUGGGUUUUUAUACAAAAUAAACGUGUUAAUGGGUAUUAUAACAAUUAAAUUUAUUUUGAUACCAAACAAAUGUUACCUAGU
This is a messenger RNA of Saccostrea cuccullata (small rock oyster), 1326 nucleotides long. Its product is annotated as transmembrane protein 272-like. Lineage: Eukaryota; Metazoa; Mollusca; Bivalvia; Ostreida; Ostreidae. The coding region runs from base 301 to 1149 and encodes 282 amino acids. The transcript has 4 exons. The record is from RefSeq and is a predicted model, not a curated record.